This is a messenger RNA of Apus apus (common swift), 2081 nucleotides long. RefSeq names its product centrosomal protein 70 (gene CEP70). The transcript is spliced from 16 exons. Gene Ontology annotation, biological process: cilium assembly; regulation of microtubule cytoskeleton organization. Gene Ontology annotation, molecular function: gamma-tubulin binding. NCBI's taxonomy places the organism in Eukaryota, Metazoa, Chordata, Aves, Apodiformes, Apodidae. The coding region runs from base 172 to 1932 and encodes 586 amino acids. Gene Ontology annotation, cellular component: centrosome. The record is from RefSeq and is a predicted model, not a curated record.
CCCGCAGCCCCGUCCCAGCCUCCGCCCCGCCGCCCGUCGGCACCGCCGGCAGCUCCGCGACCCGGUAACCGGCUCCGUUCCUGCCCCGCCUCCCGGCAGCCCGCUGCGGGCGGCAGCGGUGCCGGGCUCGGCCCCCCCUCGCUGGUGGCCCGAGAGCGGGCGUCCCUCGCCAUGACGGAGCUGCAGCAGGAGAAGGUAGAAUGGGAAAACCUAAACAAGCUGUUGAUGCGGCACGGGUUGAAACCGGUGAGUCUUGCUGCCCCCCAGAGCUGCAGAAAGGCAUCAGAUACAACUGUCUUAGACAGCCAGUCUUCUCUAGGAAUAAGACUUGCCUUAAAAACGCUGGUGGAAGACACCGACCGACAGCAGAAAAUGAUGCAGGGGCUCAUGGAGGCUAAUCGCUGUCUUAGAGAUGAGAUACGACAGGAACGAGGUCGAGCUUCUCGACAAGAGCAACGGGCUAAUGAUUUGGAAAAUGUGGUGAAGAACAUCAAGUCCAAAAUUUGUCAGCUGGAAGAUGAGACAAUAGCUAAAGUUUGCCAGCAACAGAAUCAAGUCAGAGAACUUCAAAAAGAUCAACAGGUUUCACAGGCAAAAUACCAACAGCAGCAGAAGAAGCUGCAAGAACAGGAAGAGACCAUUCUCCAUUUGCAGAAGGAGCUGUGCAGAGCUGGGCUGGAGGAGCAGCGUCGUGGUGCCACCCAAACCAAACUGUUCUGUCGGUUUUGCAAGAGAGCUCCCAAGUCUCUUCUAGAUCAGCAGUUCCUUUGUCUAAUUGAUUAUUACGAAUCUCAAAUUAGUCGGAUGAAAAAGGAACUAAGGCAAUAUAAAAAAGAUGAAGACCAGACACAAAGAGACAUAAAAAGCAAGGAAGAAUUCUUAAAUCUAGAAGCUACUCCUAAAUACAGAGCACUGCUCACGUCUUUCCAGAAACAACUUAUUGAAACAAAAGCCAGGAAUGAACAGCUUUUGCUUGAAAAUACAAAUCUCAAGAAAGAUUUGGAAAUAAGACCAACUGUGCAGGAAUUAAAACUUUACAAGCACCAAGUGAAGAAACUAGAGAAAACUUUAAAGAAAACCACCCAACCUGCGAGGAGCAGGACAGGAGAAAGACCUGAAGAAAAGAAAGAACCUGAGAGUAUCACAGGAGUAGAUCAGCUGCAGGCAGUUUGCCAGCAAUACUUACAGGUUUUGUCCCACAUAGAUUCUAUUUUGCAAAGCCCAAGAGCUCCUCCACUAAUAUACAAGCGCAGCAAAGGGUCAGUGCAAAAUAACACUAAAGAGAACGGACAGGAAUGUGGAUUUGAGCACCUUCCACUCACUAUAGAAAUGUGGGCAGAUCAGCUAAUGGCCCUAAAGGAUUUGUAUAGAUCCUUGAGAAAGCUGUCUCUGGAAUUGAUGCCCUGGCACACUGCAGAUCUACAGGAUAAGAGAGAAUCCAUACGAGUUGAAGACCUUCAGUUCAUAGUAGAUGCAAUUUUGGAAGAAACAGAAAAUAAGGAAAAGAACAGCCAGGCACCAUCCUCACCAACCCUGUUUGCAAUGGUCUCUCACUUCCAGAAGUUGUUUGAUGUGAACUCUCUGAAUGGUGUUUAUCCACGAAUGAAUGAGGUUUACACAAAGCUUGGGGAGAUGACCAAUGCUAUGAAGAAUCUCCAUGAGGUCCUGGAACUAGACAGUUCAGCUCCACCCACUGUGGUAGUGGAUACUGUUGGGAAACUGUGUGACAUAAUUAAUGAGAACGUGACUGAGCAGGUACAGCAGCUUCUGGGAACCCGAGACAUCCACAGUAUAAUCAAUAAGCUAGAAGAACAUGAGUGCUUCUUUCCACCAUUUCAAGCUCUCGUUCAGGACUUGCUCUGCCUUCUAGAGAUCAGUAACCCGGAUGAUAUUUUACCUACGGUGCAAAAUUUGAAAUUGGUGGCUAGUUAAGAGUUACUCUGGGCUUCUCUAGCAAGAUUUCUCUUACCUGUGAAUGUGCCUGUUGAGGCAUAUGACAUUACAGCUACCUCUAACCUCUGUUAGCCUUAGUCAACAGUUUCAGGUUUUUUGACACAAAUAAAAGCUGUUGAAUUUCUUCA